Molecule: messenger RNA, 7970 nt
Organism: Vitrella brassicaformis
Lineage: Eukaryota; Vitrellaceae
Source: the annotation of a GenBank genome assembly
GAUCGAUCACAUCGCUGUACAGGUAAGGUAGCUCGUGUACGUUCACACACAUAUACACACACACAGCUCGUGUACGUUCACACACAUAUACACACACACACACACGACAUGCAAUCACACGCACACACGAGCAUCGCCACUCACCCACCACUGCACACACGCGUCCCUGUACACGAGCAUCUAGGCAUAUGUAUAUUCACAGGGGGCGAAUGCACCCAUCUCAUCUAUAGCUAGCCAGGGGGGGCAAGGCAGGCAGGGCACGUCCACCCUCGCCCAAAUGGCACAUGAGGCUCUCUCCUCCGCUCUCGAAUUGCAUCUCAUCUCAUCGCUACGCAUCUAUCCUGCAAGGCAUCCACACCACAACCAAGACAGCACAGCACACAAACCACGUUGACGCAGGUAUGUAUACAUUCCUCCCCGCCAUUGCAGGCUUACGUCCUCUGCAAGCUUUGUAUGUUGGCGCGGCACACGGGGCACUGAGGGCUCGCCGCACUCAUCAGACUGUUCGCACACCUGAACACACAACACACAAGCACACACAACAAAGCAUAAGAUGCCCGCUCCUCCCCCGUGCUACGUAGCACCCAGGACCUCACUCACUCGGUGCAAGCGAUACGGUGUCCGCAAGGCACGAAGGUCUGCGACAUUGGUCGGUCGCUAUCCAUGCAUAUGCCGCACGCCGUCCCAGGCCGCUGCAGGCUCCUCUGCAGCGCACGAAGCGAACACGACUGCAGCCGCUCCCAUAGAGAUUCCAUCUCAUGCGACCUGCAUGAAUGUCACAGACGCACAGAUACACAGACAGCCGUGUGGGGGAGAGAAUAUGCCGACGGGCAGCUGCUCACCGUUGUGCGUGGAUUUGUUUGGCCAUCUUAGCGUCCCUCUCGCCCGCCAGCAGCUGCCCCAGGAGCUGCGAUGACAGCUGGUCGUCAGACAUAUCACUAAACUGCCUGCAACACACGCAUCCAUCCACACCACACAGACAUUUGACAUACGGAUGGGCCCAUGGAUCAAGGCGUGUGUGUACCUGAGUCGGUCGGCAUCGACGUCGGGCGGCAUGGUCAUCUGGUCUGCCCGCGUGUGGGCCUCCGCCACACGCUGCUGGGCCUGCUCUUGGGUCUCGGCGACACGCUGCUCCGCCUGCACCAGGUCCAGCUGCAGCUGCUGCAGCUGCAAUACCAUCGCCUCGUGACCACCCUCCAGCUCCCGAAUCCUGCAUCCAUCCAUCCAUCCAUUCAUCCACACGACACACCACACACCAACAGGUGGCUGUUUCCGUGGAAAACCACCCACCACGCACCGUUCCUGCGACAACGAGUUUUCGGCGGCCUCUGCGGUCUUCUCCUUGAGCAUGGUCUUGGUCUGCGUAAGCUCUGCCCGCAGCUCCUUCAGUUUGGCGUCUUUCUCGCCCCGCAGCUUGCGCAUGUCCUCCUGCAGCUUCUUGAUCUGCGCAUCCUUCUGAGAGGCCAUGGUUGACAUGCUGAGCGCACAGAGGAGAGAGAUAUAAGGGAGACGUGGAUGGGAUGGCACUCGACUGCGCGGGUACUGUGCUGACCUCUUUUUCUCCUCGUCCAGUUCGGUCUCCAUCUUGGCCUUGUGGGCGUUGAGCUGCUUCUCCUUGUUCCUGAGGCUCUCCUCCAGCUCAGCUACCGCCCUCUCGCGGGCCCUGCUGUCCGUGUCCCUCUUGCGCAGCGCUGCCAUCUCCUCGUCUCGCUGUGAGAUUGCCUUGGACUGCUUGCUCACCCGAUCCUCCCACCUAAGCACACAGGAGAGGUGUGUCAAUGGGUGUGGAUGGACGGCGUCGUUUCGUCUAUCAGACGCACACCGUUGUCUGUCGGCGUCUCUCUCCUCUUUGGUCUUCCUCAGUGAGUCCUCCAGGCUCUUCUUUUGCUCGCGGAGGCUCUUGAGCUCCUUCCUGACCACCAAACAGUCACCCAUUCCUGUGUGGCCCACUCUGGUUUGUGCCGCUCCAGCCAGCUCACCGCUGCCUGUCGAUGACGCCGCUGUGUGCGUCGAUCUCAUCGCGCAUCCUCUUCAUGUCCACCUGACUCGACCGACAGUUGUUCUCCAGCUCCACCAUCUUGCUCUUGUCGAUGUGGUGCCGCUGUUGCAGUGCCGCCAGGGUGCUCUCAGCCUCGGCUGCCCUCUCCUCCAGCGUCGCUAUCUGCUGCUUCAGCUGCUCGGCCAGCGGGCACUUUCCGGCUGAAGAGAUGUCAGCUAAAGGGUCAGCAGAGCCGAUGGGAUUGACGAUCUGCGGCUGCUCUGACCCCUCCGUGCCGUCACAGGCCGACUCGCCGCCCUCACUGUGGUCGGGGCUCAUGGGCCCGUCGUCAUCCUCAUCAGCUGACGGCUGCUCGCUGCCCGACGGAUCGACCAAGGGCUCCAUUAGAUCGGGAGGAAGAACCAAGACGUCGCCGAAAGCCAAGACCUCCACCUCAUCCAUCAGCCGGUGGCCUUGAAAAACGAUGCAGGAGGGGGAGGGGGAGGGUGGGCCGGAUGGUGUCUGCAGAAGGGGUGGGGGACAGGCAUCACCGCCACAACCACCACCACCACCACCAUUGCUGGGGGGUGCAUCGGCCGAUGGGGGCAGUGCGUCCAGACCGGGUGCAACAAGCUCCUCAGGGGUCGCGAGAUCCAGCUCACCACACACACCGGCAUCAAACGCAUCAGCCGCAUCAGGCGGCUGGUCGGCUUGGUGAGAGGGUGCAGCAAUCUGCUCUGCAGCAGGUGCAGGGGUGGCCGGCCAGCGAGUCGGCGAUGGGUCCGCAGAUGCAGCCCUCUUGGCUCCAGUGGCCUUCUGCCGCGGCCGCUUCUUCUUGGCCUUCUUGCUCUCUGCCGGCGGUGGCUGCUGGUGCUUCUGUUGCUGCCACUGCAGCUCGGCCAUGACCUCAUCGCCCGGUAGCUGCACGCCGAGCGCCUGCCUGGCCUCUCUCCCCCUCGCCUCCGCCCUCAUGAUGGCCUCACGGCUCUCUUCACCGUCAGCCUCCCCCCUUGGCUCAGCCGGGGCCGGACACUCUUCUAUCCUUUGCCGGUGCGCCUUCUGCUUCUUCUGUCUGUCGAGUUUCUCGCGGAGCCGCCUGCGGGUCUCGUCUUGACGGCGUAAGCAUCCCAUCUCGUCCGGAUAAGCACCCUCGUAGAGGACAGCGGCCACUGCAGCCGGACCGGACGCAUCGGCGGCAGGCUCAGAGGCUGGCAACACACAUUUGUGCACAGAUGGACAGAUACACACACGAGAUGAGACCCUGCCACACGUGUGUGGAUGUGGUGUAGUACGUGUGUUUGGUUGGUCAUUGUCUGCGCGUGAGUUGGCAGGAGGAGCGUUGAAGCUGAUGGGAGGGUCCGGCUCCGUCGGGUGUCCUGAAUGUGAAAGGGGAAAGACGCCAUCUGUGCACUGCGGUGGUGUGGUUCCCGUCUGACACAUCUCACUCUUGCCUCUGCACCCACCGAGCUUCGCUGCCAGACUCGCCAUGGACUUGCUUGCCUCGCGCAGAAGAGAAAAACACUCCUCUGGCCGGGGGAAGGCCUCAAACAUGCGCCCUGCCUCGCAUAUGCACUUGCCGAAGAAGUCCAAGUCCACUGGCACAAAGGGCGGCUUGGCUGAUGCCGUACAGCCGAUGUGCAGCCCCUUGGUCGUCUUGAGCAGCUCUAGAAGAGUCGGGGCCUUGUCGAUGAAGGCCAGGUGCCACUUGUAGGGGUAGAGGGAUGAGAAUGACGUCCGCAAAGCCGCCAUCAGAUUGCUUGACACCUCCUCGACGGCUUCCGAGAGGUCCCGGACAGCCCGGUCGUCGGUUGGGGGUAUGUGGCGAUAGCACUGCCUCAGAGCGCGCUCUAUGUCUCGACGAGCUGUGCAUCCACGAUAGCAGGGACCUGCAAGCGCAGCACAUUGGGAUAUGUGCACCCACCGCACUCUUCUUUGUCCGCGAUCAGUGGAUACAUACAACUAAACACUUACUUGUGGAGACGACCGUCUUGGCGUAGCCGUGCUGUACGUUGAUGGCCUCGAUGGUUCGGAAGAGCUCCACCCACGAGCUCCCCUCAUCCGCUAAAUUGACCCCUAAAUUACAUACACCACCAGUGAGUCCCUCACUUAGUCGCAUGCACCCACCCACCCAUCCGCCCACGCACCCACCCACCCCUCAGAUCGAUGUGGAGUGCAGGCGUCCGUCUGGCCUCAUCCUCUCGCUGACGCAGCGCCUCACUCCAUCGGCUUCUUCUCCUCUCUCUGAGGACGGCUGCAACCGCAGCCGACGGGAUGCCAGGGCGUGGUCCGUGGCCCACUGGCUGCGGCAGGGGCGUCUCGUAGUCUGCUGCUGCCCACUGCGCCUCCUUCUGUCGCCUCGUCUCCUGCAGCACCGCCUCCCUCCUCUCGUGUGCCCUCUUGUGCGCAUCGAACACCAUGUUUGCGAAAACCGAGCUCUUGAGGAAGGCGACCGAUUCGGCACCUCCCUGACACCACACACACACACACACACACGUAUACUACAUACAGAGGAGACCGAGUCUGCCGAUGAGCCGGUGUGCGACAGACCCAAGAACUGAAGCGGAGCUCUUCGAUCGAGAGCUCGGGAUUGGUGAGCGCCCAAGCGAUCAUGCUGCUGCUCCAGUAAGCGAAGGCAAGGCACCUGUGCAUAUUAAUAUCGGACAGAUCGACAGGGCCCAACAUUGAUGGUGCCAGCGAAGAGCCGAUCACUUCACUCACUUUAGCUCCUUCUUGUGAGGGUUGCGGUCCAUGCUGCUGGCCAGCGCAUCAGUGAAGCUGCUCAGGCGAGAGAGAGAAGCAUACCGCGGUUGCGUAUGUGGCACGAAGCACUGUGCUUACCGGGAGACGCUCUCUCCGUCUCGAUUGACCAGCAGCGACAGGUCGAUCUCGCGAGAUCUCACCUCAGCAAAGGACUCGCCGAUGGCCUGAGGGAGGGACACACAAGCAACACUACAGAACAACGCCAAGGCGACACACACACACAUUUCCGAUGACUAUUGCCUACCUGGAGCGUGUCGACACUGGCGUCCUCGUUGUUAAAGGGAAGGGACGGCUCGGCGAGAUCCAGCACAUCCAUGGGACGGCUGCCGAGGCUCUGCACGCACCAACGGAUUCAUGUGCUUCAGAGCCGUUGAGACGUCUGCCGUCUUACUUACCUUGACGACAGUUGCGACACUGCUGGUGCGUUCCAGCCAAUCCAGACGCAGCACUCUGACGCAGGCACAGAUAUAUCGCCGCAGUGGGGUUUCUUGCCGCACCCACCCACCAAGCACCGACUGACCUGAGGUUCCUGAACGGUCGGCCUUUUCUAUCUUGGCUACUACUGAGGAGCGCGCCAAGGCGAACAGUGAAGGCCGGGGUCAGAUUUGACCCCCUCAGGCUGAGAUCCUCAAGACACCGCAGCUUGCCGAUGGCGUCGGCGAACGCCACGCCCUUCUCGUCGGACACAUCCUCCAGGCGCACGCCUGUAGGCAAACACACACACACGUAUUCAUUAGAGACCGGGGCCGAUAAGAGGAGACGAGAGGACAGCAGAGGAGAGCAGAGCUGGCAUCUACCAGUCAAUGCGAGCCUCCGCAGCCUGUGUGUGUCCAGGAUACAGCUGUAAAUGACGCUCAACGACGCCUCGGUGAAGUCGAUGUCGCCCGGAGGCACGUAGAUGCUCACCGACAGCAGCUCAUUAUGAACGCUCCUGCCGUCGAAGACACACGCAGACGGACGGGCGGACGGACGGCGGACGGAGAGAAAGACGGUUCUCAUCUUUGGGUGUCUGUCUGUCUGUCUCUGUCUGAAGGACCUGUCAGAUAGAACGACAUCACGUGUCCGCCCGAUCAGAGUGUCAUUCCUGAGCUGCGUCGCAAAGUGCGGCAUCAGCACUUGCCGACCAGGCUCGCCAGCGACCUUGUUGACGGGACAGAGACUGACAGAGACCGACAGCCAACACAUCCAUCCAUCCAUCCACCUUCGCAAUGUCAGCUCACGUGUCGAAUAGUGUGCGGCACGUCGAGGCCAUCGCAGCCACCCGCAUGGGAGUCAUCCGAUACUCACAGGCGUAUAUGUUUCUCAGCACCUCCCUGCAGCCUGUCUGCUUGUUGACGGCACCAAGGAGCUGCACAAACCCGUUCUGCAACCACCACUCACACGGACACACACACAGACAGGACGGAUGCAUGGAUGUGGCGAGUGAUGUGACGGACUCACCGCGGCAUUCUUCUGCUUGUGUCGGUCUUUCCAUCCGCUUUGGAGACGUCUGCGCGCCUUGUCGACCCUCCUCUCCUGAGGCAUAACACCACAGAUGCACAUGGCUGGGCCAUCUGUGCUCGCAUCUGUGCUCGGCUGGCGGACUGGCUGACAGCUGACCUUCUCGACGUAGGGCGAUACAAAGUCGGUGACGAAGGACUUUACUUUGGGGCUGAGGCCCAGAUCAAUCCACCCCAUUCGCUCGCCCUCUGCUGUAGUCAGGAGCUCGAGGAUGGGAUCAAACUGCACAUACAAAGGAAGACACAACCAACAGUCACACACUCAUUCUUGCGGUCGCGUGGUGCUGCCUUUCUGACCUUGAUCAUCUUGGCAGCGAUGGGGUUCAGCUGGCCGGGAGGCAGCUCCUGCUCACCGUGCCUGAACGAAAGAACGGUGACGCAUGGAUAGGGGGCCAAUGACGCGUAGGUGGGUACCAGAUGAGUCCUGUCAGUACGUCGAUGACCGUCUCGGUUGCCUUGGCAAUGUCGGGCCUCUCUAGCCGCCCGGCUGCCCAAGCCAGCCUCUCCAGAAUCUUGCAGGCUCCCCACAGAAGCGCAUCGCUACCGGCAACCUAGACGGACACAGCCCACACACAUCGUCGAUACGUCAGUCAGCAGCCAUCCAUCCAUCCAUCCAUCCAUUCAUCCAAGCAUGGCUUUGUGUCAGUCCUCUCUAUCCUAUGUGCGCUCACCCACCCGUGCAUCUUCGUCUACGGCUAAGAUCAUCUUGGUGCAUUCACAUAUCGUGGCCGCGCUGAGGGGGUCACAUUCACCGCCACACACCAGACGGCCGUCUUCGUCUGCGAGGACGUCACCCAGCAGGUCUAUGAAGCCCACAUCCCAAAGGCGAUCGCCCUGCCCGGUCUCUGCAAAUUCGGAACACACACACAUACGCGUAGCCUACACGAAUGUCUGUGUGUGUGCGUGAGAGGUGGCUGGCUGGCUGACCCUGGAAUACGACGAGUAUUGCGAGAGCACGCCGCAGCCUCAAGGGACACAUGUCGGCCGGUCUGUUCUUGAUGACGGCAGCGGUGGCCGGCAGGACGGCGCUGCUCUGCGCCACAAGACGACAGGGGUCGGAGUGGAACACGGCAUCUGCGCAGCACACAGGGGGCGGGCAUUGUGUACGCAUCCGGGGCGUGCAGUGUGUACGCAUCCUACUUGUCUUUGGAUUCUCCACAGCCAUGCCGAGGCAAUCGAUGUUCUUGGCCCUAGUGGAGUCGUCCACGCUGCUAUCGGCUACUUCAUCAAUGAGCCGCCCGAUGACGGUGUCAGAAUGCUUGCCAAACACAGUGGCCAUCUGACCUGCGUAGAUAGAUGGGCAGCCACACACAGCAGCACAGACUCGAAGAAACAAACGGGUAAGAGAAAACCGACGUCGCGUACGUUCGUCAACGAGAUCUCUGCUAAUGAUGGCUUUUGCUCGUGGAAGGCUUGAAAGGAGGCUCUCGUAGUGCUCCUGCGUCGUCGCCCCGCGAAGGAGAGAGUCUUUGAUGAGUCGGCAGAGCUCCUCGUUGAUCGACUGGCAGAUCCCGCCGCCGCCACCACCUGACGCCAUUGCUAUCUGCUGCUAUGGUCCAAUCUGCAUCCACACAAACGUGCGAAGAAGAUCAUGGGCCCACGCGUGAUCUGAUGGGUUGUGCAGACCAAUGCACUUACCACAAAGUGCACAGUUUCGGGGAAUUUUGAACAAGAUUAUUCAUUGGCGGUCUACAGCACCCUAGUAGGCACCAUCUAAGAAAGGAACGCCCUCC